This is a messenger RNA of Drosophila ananassae, 1749 nucleotides long. RefSeq names its product myosin-2 heavy chain, non muscle-like. NCBI's taxonomy places the organism in Eukaryota, Metazoa, Arthropoda, Insecta, Diptera, Drosophilidae. The transcript has 3 exons. The coding region runs from base 45 to 1520 and encodes 491 amino acids. The record is from RefSeq and is a predicted model, not a curated record.
CCUCUUGAACCUCGUGCUCUGUGUGUUGUUCAGCUUCGCUGAAUAUGUUUAAAUAUUUUUUUAUUAGUGGCCUUCUUGGAUUUUUUUCCAUUGAAGUUCUGUGCACCAUUGAGAAAACCAGACCCAACCGAGAAGAACUGCUGAAGCAAAUGAAUAUUUAUGAAGAGGAAAUCGCAAAACAUGACGAAGAAUUAAAAAUAUUAGAUGAAGAAAUAUCAAGACUUCCCCAGGAUUGGGAAAAACAAAAGAAAGAGUUGGAAAAACUAGAAGCGCUAGUUAUGGAUUUGGAAUCUGACAACUAUGACUUAAAACGUGAUAUUAAAAUGAGACAAGAGGAAGUUGAUAAGCUUAAAGAACAAUUAGAGGAAAAAGAAAUACAAUGCUUUUUAGUUGAACAAUCACAAAAUCAAAAAAAUAUAUCUCAAGAGAAAAUUCUAAGCCAACUUAAAAACAUUGAUUCGGAUAUAAAACAAAAGGACGAUGAGCUUAAAAAUAUAGAUUUUGAAAUAAACAAAUUAGAGGUCCUCGGAAAUAAAAGUCAACUUCUAAGUUUGUGGGAAAUAGAAAGGGAUAGCUGUUACAAAAUUCGUGACGAAAACCAAGAUUGCCAAGUAAAACUGUGGAACAAGGAAUUGAAAGAAAAAGACCCGAAUCCAGCCCAUAUCUUGAGUACAUGGCAUCUGGAAAUAAAAAACCUUCUUUCUACGAUAAGCGACAAACUAGAAUCUAAAAAUGUGACAGAAAGUGAUGAUCGUAUAAUACCGAGUUUAGAAUUAAUUAAAAAAGAGUUACGUCAGGAGGAGAUAAUUCAGCGUGGAAGUAUCUUUAUGAGAAAGGUGUCUAGGAAAAUAACACGGUAUAGGCAAAACAUUACAGUCUUCACUCAAAACAUAAACCAUAAAUUAGUGGUGAAUAAGAUCAAGAAAGAAUUCAAUACGCUAGCUACAGAAUUGGAGACUAAAGGAAUUCAACACUCAACACGAAUUCCAUUAUUGAAGUGGAACGUACAGAGAUGUAAUAAUAGCUUCAACAAAGAAAUAAACGAUUACAAAAAGGGAUUCGGACAUGAUCAGCUUUUCCCUAAUUCCCCAAAUAUUCCUGAUUGUCAUAAAAGGGCUGAGGUCUUUUUCAUAGGCCUUGAAAACAUUCACAAGAUGACAUCCACUGGGAGCUACACUCUUAACAUCAAUCUUACAGGCCGGAAUGGCACUAAAUUUGCAUCUUAUAACCGUUUUAAGAUCAGAGGAUCCGAUGAUCGCUACCAAAUUAUAUCUCUAGGAACGUAUACUGGAACGGCUGGCAAUAUUAUGAAAAAUAUGAAGGGAAAAAAAUUUUCUACCAUGUUCAAGGCCACUACGAAUGAAGAGCUCCAAUGUGCACAGCAUUUUAAAUUUGGCUGGUGGUACUCUCCAAAUUGUAUGAAAAACCCUUCAAACAAUGUUGCAGGAAAAGUUUAUUCGGAUAAUAUUCAAAAUGUCACAAUGGAAUUAGUUCAAAAUUUAAAAAAAAAAGUUGUCUAAAGUCAAGGCUAUAGAGAACUAUUUAGAAACCAUAUGCCGACCGCUGAUAAGCGACUUUUAAAUCUGAAACACCGAGUCGGAUGGAGCAAAAAUCCUUAUCAGUCUAAGAUUCUGAGUGAUGACAAAAUUUUCCAUAUCUUGGCCCGAUACUAAGUUGAGGCCGGCAAGACUCUCUGGGCCCUUUGAAAAAAGUUGACAUAUGCAAAAAUAAAGAAAACGUAUGUAUAUA